UUCUCUCAUACUCUCUCUCCAUCUUACUAAUUUUCUUGUCUUUCUUUCAUUCUCUCUCUCCUUCCAUCAUUCUCUCUCUUUCUCUUUACAUUUAAAGAAGUUGAUGAUGAUUUGCAAGUCCACAAAUGGUAAAAGGAGACCAAAACCAGUGGUUCUUGAGAUGUGCUUACUCAUUGGAAUAAUGGGUCUGUGUUUGCUGGUGGUGAUGCUCAUCAUCAGAAACUUACAUUCACAUAAGAUUAGGUUUGAGAAGGGAAUGGUUUAUGUAAAUGGAACAACUUCCAUUGGUUUCGUGGAUCAAGAUUUCAUCUGUGCUACUUUGGAUUGGUGGCCUCCUCAGAAAUGUGAUUAUGGAACUUGUAGCUGGGGAACUGCUUCUCUCCUCAAUUUGGAUCUUAACAACAAAAUCUUGUUAAAUGCAAUCGAAGCCUUUUCUCCUUUAAAACUUAGAUUGGGAGGCACUCUUCAAGACAAGGUGAUGUACCAAAUGGCUGGGAAUCAAGAACCAUGUCCCCAAUUCAAUGGGAGUCCUAAAGAGUUGUUUGGCUUCACCCAGGGUUGCUUACCCUUGUCUAGAUGGGAUGAACUCAACAUUUUCUUUCAAAAAUCAAAAGCAAAGGUUAUAUUCGGGUUGAAUGCGUUAAGUCAGAGACACGUAAGCAUGGAUGGUUCUGUCGUAGGACCAUGGAACUCGAGCAAUGCUGAAGCUCUGAUGAAAUACACUGUCGACAAGGGUUUCACUAUUCAUGGUUGGGAACUUGGAAACGAAUUGAGUGGGAAUGGAAUCGGAGCAAGAAUAAUGGCAGAUCAAUAUGCAUCGGAUACAAUUUCUCUUCAAAACUUGGUGCAAAAUAUCUACAAGAGUUUUGAAGUUAAACCGAUUGUUCUUGGACCAGGAGGAUUCUUUGACGCAAAUUGGUUCACUGAGUAUGUAAUGAAAUCAAACGGUUCACUUCAAGCGAUUACACAACACAUCUAUAAUCUUGGUCCAGGGGUUGACAAUGACUUGGUUAACAAAAUAUUGGAUCCAUCAUGUCUGGAUGGAGGAUCACAACCCUUGAGAGAUCUUCAAAAAAUCUUGAAGGAAUUCGGAAAUUCAACUAUAGCUUGGGUCGGUGAAGCAGGAGGUGCAUAUAACAGCGGUCAUGAUCGUGUCAGCAACACUUUCAUUUUUAGCUUUUGGUAUUUGGAUCAACUCGGGAUGGCAUCUUCAUAUGAUACUAAAACGUAUUGUAGACAAUCGUUAAUAGGAGGGAACUAUGGACUUCUUAACACCGUCACAUUUGUCCCCAAUCCUGAUUACUACAGUGCGCUUCUUUGGCAUCGGUUGAUGGGAAGACAUGUUCUAUUGACAAGUUUCGAUGGCACAAAAAAGAUUCGUUCUUACGCUCAUUGCUCUAAACAUUCAGACGGGAUUACCUUGUUAUUGAUCAACCUUGAUAGUUAUACAACAACUGCAAUUGGUCUUUCAGUUGAAAACGUGACAAUGAUAACGGCAUCAAACCAACUAAAACAAACACAACGAACACAAUCCUUUCAAAGUUCUAGCAACGAGUUUACAAGAGAAGAGUAUCACCUAACGGCAAAAGAUGGAAAUUUGAACAGUCAGACGGUACUACUAAAUGGAAAAGAAUUAUCUGUAAAUUCUACUGGGAUCAUCCCUUCGCUAGAUCCAGUAGAAGUAAACAUCUCAAACCCGAUCAUCGUUGCUCCUUUCUCUAUUGUAUUUGUUCAUAUGCCUGACAUACACCUUCCAGCUUGUACAUAAUUGAAAUAUACAUUAAUAAGCAUUUAG
Molecule: messenger RNA, 1795 nt
Organism: Cynara cardunculus var. scolymus (artichoke)
Lineage: Eukaryota; Viridiplantae; Streptophyta; Magnoliopsida; Asterales; Asteraceae
Product: heparanase-like protein 3
Exons: 9
Coding region: 104-1768 (554 amino acids)
Cellular component (GO): plant-type cell wall; membrane
Molecular function (GO): beta-glucuronidase activity
Source: RefSeq, a predicted model, not a curated record